AUGACCACCUUUCCAUUUGCUGGGCUUCUCCUCCUCUUUGUGGUUGGCUAUGGGUCAUCCGAGAACUCCAGUACCUCGAGAGGGUGUGGACUGGAUCUUCUUCCACAGUACAUUUACCUUUGUGACCUGGAUGCUAUCUGGGGGAUAGUAGUGGAAGCUGUGGCUGGGGCCGGAGUGCUGACAACGUUUUUGCUGAUGCUGAUCUUGCUGGUGAGGUUGCCUUUCAUCAAGGAAAAAGAGAAGAAGAGUCCUCUGGGGGUGCAUUUCCUCUUCCUUUUCGGGACCUUGGGACUUUUUGGCUUGGCGUUUGCAUUCAUAAUCCAGGAAGACGAGACGAUAUGCGCGGCCCGCCGGUUUCUGUGGGGGGUCCUCUUCGCACUGUGCUUCUCAUGCUUGCUCGCUCAGGCCUGGAGGCUACGGAAACUAGUGCGGCAUGGCAAAAGCCCAUCUGGAUGGCAGCUGGCCGGCGUGGCUGUCUGUCUUGCCCUGGUCCAAGUCAUUAUUGCUACUGAGUGGCUGAUACUGACCAUUGUGAGAGAUGGGAAAUUGGCGUGCAGCUACGAGCCGAUGGAUUUUGCGAUGGCUUCCAUCUACGUCAUGUUUUUGAUGGUGGUAACCAUGGGUUUUUCUUUCUUCACGGUAUGCGGAAAGUUUAAGAAGUGGAAGAAGAAUGGAGUAUGCCUCAUUAUUGCCAGCUUUUUCUCAAUUCUCAUUUGGGUCGCUUGGCUGACAAUGUAUCUGUACGGCAACAAGGAAUUGGGGAGAAGAGACCAAUGGCGUGACCCUACGCUUGCAAUAGCCCUGGUGUCCAGUGGCUGGGUAUUUGUGAUCUUUCACACUAUCCCAGAGGUCCACUGCUCCAUUCUUCCAUCUCAACAAGAAAACACACCGAAUUAUUUUGACACUUCACAACCGCGCAUGCGCGAGACAGCUUUUGAGGACGACCUUCAGCUUCCUCGGAGCUACAUGGAAAAUAAAGCCUUUUCAAUGGAUGAACACAACGCAGCUUUACGAACUGCAGGAUUUCGCAACGGCAGCUUGGGGAGCCGUCCAAGCGCCCCCUUCAGAAGCAACGUCUACCAGCCCACUGAGAUGGCAGUUGUCUUGAACGGUGGGACUAUUCCAACGGCUCCACCAAGUUACACUGGAAGACAUCUUUGGUGAAAAAGCUUUCUAGGCUUUAGAGGAUGAGAGAGAAUGAUUAAC
Molecule: messenger RNA, 1206 nt
Organism: Euleptes europaea (tarantolino)
Lineage: Eukaryota; Metazoa; Chordata; Lepidosauria; Squamata; Sphaerodactylidae
Gene: GPRC5B
Product: G protein-coupled receptor class C group 5 member B
Exons: 3
Coding region: 1-1164 (387 amino acids)
Biological process (GO): G protein-coupled receptor signaling pathway
Cellular component (GO): intracellular membrane-bounded organelle; signaling receptor complex; extracellular exosome
Molecular function (GO): protein kinase binding; protein kinase activator activity; G protein-coupled receptor activity
Source: RefSeq, a predicted model, not a curated record